UGCUUUGCUUCCACAUUCUCUGAUCUUUACCGCUUCUUCUUCAUCUUCUUGCAUUCCGUUGAGGUGAUUGGCGAUGGAUUCAAGUUCUUUGUUGCAGCGGUACCGUCGUGAUCGGCAGAAGCUGUUGGCAUUCUUGCUGUCCUCGCGUUUGAUCAAAGAGUUGAGGACUCCGGCUGGUCCUGUCACUGAUUUCUCCGCUGUCGACCUUGACUCUCUGAGUGCUAGCUAUGUUUUGGAGUGCAUUAAAUCCGGUGGAGUUAUUGACAUUUCUACAGCAUCUAAGAGGAAGCUACUUGAAUCUGCUUACCCGACAAUGAUACAAUCACGUUUCCGGACUACUUAUUUUCUACGUACUCAUCCAGAUUUGUCUGGACCACCUCCUAGCCGUGCACCACCACCUAUUAUCGUGGAAAGGUCCUCUAGUAGUGACAUAUCAUCUUCAUCUAGGUCGCUUGAUUCUUCAUUUGAUGACAAUAUUGCAACAUCUAGUGAUGACGGUGGUCCUCAAUCUAAUGGAACAACAGUCACACCUUCGAAACUUGGGAAAGAACAGGAAGUUCCAGCUUUAGGACUGCCGAAGUUGUACACAGGAUUAGCAGAUGAUGACUUGGAUGAAGCAGCGUAUAUAACCUUGCUUGCAUCAAUGGCAUUUUCCAGGAUCGAAAUCUAUUCAUUUGAGGACAAAAACAAAGAAAAUGUUAUUAAACAUAGUGCAGGGAUGAAAAGUACAAGGGAUGAAGUAGAUGUUCAAUCAAAGAAUUUUGAAAGACAUUUGAAUUUGCUUCACGCUGUCCACACCCAGAUGCAGAUUUCAGGAGUUGCUGAUGCAUGCAUGAGGAAACGGCUGAUGGAGUUGGCUGCAAGGAGAAACUGGGGGCAAAUUAAUGUUCCUCAAAUUUUAUUAGUCCUUUUGCAUAGUGUUUUCAGAUCUGAUUUUCCUAGUGAGAAAUCUUACAUCCAAUGGAAGCUCAGACAGGUCAAUAUUUUGGAAGAAUUCUGUUUCUCUGCUAAUCUUGCGGCAUCUGAACGUCAAAUCUGUGAAACCUCUCUAAUGAAGAUCAGAAGUACAAAGGAAUGGGAUAUGAAUAUGGUUCCAUCUGAGCGUGCUAAAGUUUUGUCAGGUAUUGCACAAGUACUGUCAAAAUUGUCAGCCCUUGAUGCAUAUCACUUUAACAUCAGAUUAUACGAGAAAUUGCUUUUUGGUGUACUUGGUGCUAGUGACGAUAACCAUCCCACUAUGGAAGUGGAUGACAGUGUCGGCCUUGUAAAAUUGACAUGGUCUAUUUUAGGAAUCACUCCGGAAAUACACAGUGUGAUCCAUGGGUGGGUUCUUUUUCAGCAGUUUGUCAAGACAGAUGAAAUUUCGUUCUUGGACAGUGCUAUGGUUGAGUUGCAAAAAAUUGCAUCGUCAAAAAACAACGAGGGGAAGGAGGAACAGUAUUUGGAAAGCCUUUCAUGUUCAAUUUCAUGCAAUGGCAAUGGCAAUGAAAUGAAGUUAAAUUUGGCAGAGGCCGUAUUUUUCUUAAUUAGCAGUUGGUGUGACAUUAAACUACAAGCCUAUCAUUUGCAUUUCCUUAAGAAACCUUCUUACUUCGGAAAAGUGGUGAGCUUGCUGUCCAUCGUUGGAGUUGUUACUUCUUAUGAUUGCAAUACUGUAAAGUUAACAAGAUUGGAUGGUUUGAAAGCGAGCGGAACUAGAAAACUCAGAACCUAUGUUGAGAGGUCCAUUGAAGCUGCUUACAAAGCGGUAGAGGAUAGUGUAAAUUCUGAAUCCAAAGAGAGUAUACACCCGCUUGCUCUGCUUGCCAAUAGGCUACGAUUGGUUGCUGAGAAAGAAAUUACUGUAUUCUUCCCAGUGUUACGUCAAUUAUGUCCUGAUUCUGGGAUAGUUGCAGCCAUGCUAUUGCACCAAUUUUAUGGAGAAAAAUUGAAACCAUUCUUAAAGGAAGUAUCAAAUCUUUCUGAUGAUGUAAGGUCAGUGCUUCCUGCUGCUUAUUCCUUAGAUCGUGAGCUAACUCAUCUGUUUACUUCUGCUUCCAAAGAAAGUAUAUUAAGUCCACUUCUAAAGGAAGAUCUCGAGCAUUAUCCGAUUGUACAAAUUGCCAAGCCUAUAAUUCUUGACUGGAUGAUCGAUCAGCUGGAACAAACCUCUGAAUGGACUGGACGUGCUUUCAAGUUAGAGAACUGGGAGCCGAUAUCAUUUCAGCAAAAUUUGGCAGCAUCAGUUAUUGAAGUUUUUAGAAUAAUUGAGGAGACUGUUGAUCAGUUUUUUGACCUGAACCUUCCGAUGGACAUCACACAUUUGCAAGCUCUCCUGUCCAUUGUCUACCACAGUUUGGAUGGCUAUUUAUCUGGUCUGCUCAACCAGUUAGUCGAGAAGAAUUGUUUGUAUCCACCUGUUCCUCCACUGACUCGUUUUGUGGAGACAGCCACAACAGGAAAGAAAAAGUUGCCUGAAUCUCACUUAGAUGAGCAUGUGAACAGAAAAUUGAAUGGCCUGACAAUAUCUAAGCUUUGUAUUAAAUUGAAUACUCUUGGUUAUAUUCAAAAACAAAUUGUAACACUGGAGGACAGAGUUGGAAAAUCUUGGGCACUUCUUGGACGAUCUGCCAAGCAUAAACAGGCCCAGGUAGAGGUUUCCACGACUUCAAAUGGUGGUAUUGGUACCUUCAGUGACGAAGCUAAUGAGUUGUUUGCCAACACUUUCAAUAACAUUAAGAGUUUCAUCGCAAAAUCUAUCAGCAAGUUCUGUGACUUUACUGGCACAAAAAUUAUUUUCUCAGAUCUCAGAGACGAAUUCCUCUCAUAUUUGUAUCGUGGCAAUGUUGAAGCUGCUCGAUUAGAAGGCUUCCUCGUGCAUCUUGAUGUUGUCCUGAACAAUGUAUGUGGCAUGAUCGAUGGUACUCUUAGGGAUCUUGUGGUAUUAAGCAUUUGUCGAGCAUCAAUGGAAGCCUUCACAUGGGUGAUGCUUAGUGGAGGUCCUUCACGUGGAUUUUCUGAUUCAGAUAUUGUUCUCAUUAGGGAAGAUCUAGGCAUAUUGAAGGACUUUUUUAUAGCUGAUAAAGAAGGCCUUUCCCGUAUUUUUGUUGAGAAGGAAGCCGAAUUUGCUGAAGAAAUAUUGGGAUUAUAUUCACUUCCGACUGAAACUAUUAUCCAAUUACUGAUGAGUUCAAGUGGGAAAAAUUCUACUGAGUUGGAUCCAUGUGGUAAUAAUGGCAGUCUUCAAUUUAACGAUUCCCAGGCAUUGGUACGAAUCUUGUGCCAUAAAAAAGAUACGGAAGCUUCUAUGUUUCUAAAGCGAAAAUAUAAUCUCCCUGCUUCUUCAGAUUAUGACGAUACCCCAUCAUUGAAAGACUCAACUUGAUAUUCUAAUUUCUGACCAAAAAAAAAUUUGAUAAUCAUUUUCGUUUUUUUCAAAACAAUUGAACUUUUAAACAAUACUUCAUCUAGUGCUUAGAAAAUCUAAACUAAGUUUUGAAAACUGCAAAAGUAGGCUUUAGAAACAUUUUCUUUUUCUUACAGAAUUUAACUGAAGUUUUAAAUAUUUUUCUAAAAGUUGUGAGGAACUAAGGGUUAUUUUCAAAAGCUAAUAAACUGAAAACGAAAUCAUUAUCAUCAAAUGGGAUGUAUGAGUCGUGUUGGUGGCCAGUUUCAAAGAAAGAGAAGGGAAAACGAUAAUGGAUUCAGCCCGAUUCUACUUCCCAAAGGCAAGUUUUAUUGACGAUCUAUUAAUGAAAAGUAAAGUUUUGUCAGUUCUACUGUUUUAGUAUUCAUGUAUAUUGUACAUAAUAUAUUCCAUUGUAAUGUCAUUUUAUAAUAAAAUUAAUUUGUUUCUGUAUUUGAUUAUAUUCUUAAUAGAGUAAGUAAUAUGUCCUGAUUGAAAAAAAAUAUUUGAUGUUUGAUGAA
This is a messenger RNA of Cucumis sativus (cucumber), 3906 nucleotides long. RefSeq names its product protein unc-13 homolog. The record is from RefSeq and is a predicted model, not a curated record. Bases 74 to 3364 code for a protein of 1096 amino acids. The transcript is spliced from 26 exons. NCBI's taxonomy places the organism in Eukaryota, Viridiplantae, Streptophyta, Magnoliopsida, Cucurbitales, Cucurbitaceae.